AAUCAACCGUCACAAAUUUAGCGUCGUUCAAAAUACAUAAUAAAAAUAAUUUAAUGUAGUUGGUGUUAAAUUUUUAGAAACUCUUUUUUUCAUCUAUAAAAAUGGCAAGAAAAAGGAAAAUCCCCAUGAAAAAAAUUGUAGAAGAAGAGGGAAAUGAGGACGAGUUGAUUGAAAACGAGAACUCAGAGAAUUCUUCUAUUCAACAAGGCCCCAUGUAUAACAUAAUGAGUAACGUACAACUUUGCGAAACCUUUCAUAACAAAUAUAUUAAGGAGAUGCAACAAUUAUAUAAAAAAAUGGAUCACGAUGCAUUUAUGUUUACGUUUAUUAAAAUGAUUAAGUCAGCAAUGGAAGCUGAAGAAAACAACGAGUACGCCAACACAACUUUGCACUUUUGUGCAAAAUAUAUUUCUUCCUAUCAAAGUGAUAUAACACAUCCUGUAUUACUUGAUACAUUUAAAUGGAUCACAUCAACGAUCAGCACUAAUCCACAUAUAAGAUAUCGUUUAUGUCAAUUUGUCAAUAUUAUCCUGUGUGCCCUAGGUCCUGAAGCUGCACUUGACGAUUGUAUAUGUGAUAACAUUAUGAGUUACAUGAACACAAGACUGAGUGAUAUUAAUCCAAACGUCAGAGUUCAAGCAAUUCUUGCUUUGCAAAGACUUCAAAAUCCUGAUAAUCCUGACGAUAUUAUAUUGAAAACAUAUCAAUUUCAUUUAGGUGCAGACCCUUCACCUAAAGUCCGCAUGGCCGUAAUAAGUUCAAUUGGUAGAAACUUUAACACAAUACCAUAUAUUUUGGAACGUUUAUGGGAUAUAGACGAAAAAGUACGUCGGCACACUUAUUUAAAUAUGAGCAGUUAUCCAGUUCGUUCCUAUAAAGUUGCGCAAAGGCUUACUUUUUUAGAACAAGGUCUUAACGAUCGAUCUGAUAUGGUUAAAAAGGUUGUUUCUUCGGUUAUGCUUCCACAGUGGUUAGAAUCUUAUAACAAGGAUUAUAUCGAAUUAAUAUCUGCUCUAAAGCUAGAUGCAAAUGAAGCUGAAAUUGAUAGAUUUCGUAAGACCGCGAAAUUAGCUCUUAAGGAAAUGUUUAAAAAAGGCAACGUAGAAGAAUUAGUCAAAUGCUUACCAAUUGAAAGGGAUGAUCUAGAGAAAGAAUUUUACAAAUGUGUUCCACAUGAAAAACUUAAAAUUGAGGUGUCCAUUUAUUGGAUUUGUCUAAUAGAAUAUUUGCAGCAACAAAUGGCUGAUGAAAUUGACGUAAUUAUUCCCGAAUUAAGCACCUUUUGCUUGUAUAUACUAAAAUUCUGCGAACUUAGAAAACUGAGCAACGACGAUGAUAAGUGGAGAAAGAUGGAAAAUCAAUACAUUUUAUUGGGCUUGAUGGAAAUAGUUUACACAUUUGAUUUGGGCGAUGAGAUAGGAAGGGAGAAUCUUAAACAACUUUUGGGGACCUUAUUAAAAAAUCAUGACAUUAAUGGAAAAGUAGUCGAAAUGGUUGUCAGAUGUGCGGAAAAUCUAAUAACUAAUCAGGAAGAUCGGCUUCAGUUUUUUGUUGAUAUAAUAAAAGAAAUAACCGACACCAAGGCCGGAAAUUUAAAUGAUUUUCUAAACAAUAGGAAUUUAAUUGAUGAACUUCUAGACAAAAAUUCAGAUAUAAAUUUGAAAUUGAAAAUCACCUCUCUUCGUGUCAAAAUAUUGGAUUUAGAAGAGCAAGAAAGAAAUUAUGUUGACAAAAAAGACUACGUCGAAGCGCAAAAAAUUACUGAAGAAAAAAGCGCUUGUCAUGAGGAAUAUAUGAAUUUAUUAAAACCUCUAUUAAUCCAGACAUCAACUUCAGAAAACUCGGACAGGCUAAAGUCGGCAUAUGUAAAUCUUCAACAGCCCAAAAAAAUAACGAGCGAAGAAAUAGUUAAAUGUUUACAAAUUUCAUUUUACAUGGUCGCUUCAAAAAAAGUUAAUUCUUUAACACCAAAUGUUUGUGAAUUAUAUAAGAACUUUAUAAGAAGACAUAUUGAAUCAAGUACAAUAUUCGUAAGAAAUUGGGCUCUAAAGUGUGGAACAGCUUAUAGUAUGCUCUAUGACCAGUUGGCCAAAGAUGUUUACAGUGAACUUUAUACACAAUUUUUUAAAAAUCAAAAUAUAACCAUUUGGAAUACUUCUAUUGACUGUUUGUUUGAGUUAAUAGAUAGGUAUGGGUUUGACCAUUUUGAAAAUACAGAUAAGCAGAAUAAAAAUAAAAAUCGUCGUCAAUUAUAUAACACUUUAGAGUUUUUGGAUGUUGAUGAAGAUGUUUCUUCUACUUCUACCUUUCAUGUUGAUGUUAUUUUUAUGAUGUCUCAUAUUUUGGAUACAUGUGAGGAUGUAUACAUUCUUCGAGCAAUAGUGAAAGGAAUGUGUCGGUUAGUACUUCAUGGUCAUAUAAAAAAUGAUGAUAUCAUGGAAAAGCUAUUACUGAAGUACUUUAAUCCAGCUACUGAACCUGAGAUUAACCAAAUUUUGGGAAUGUUCUACAGAAAUUUAAUUAAAAAGAAGAGACAAGAAUACCUGCAACCUUGUUUAUUACCAACAAUCAACACAAUUUUAACUGCUCCAUAUGACAGCCCUUUUCAUGAAAUUAAGCCCGAAACAGUUAUAAAAUUUGUUGUGGAUGCCACGAGGCCACAGUUUUGUAGUACGGGUCUAAAUAUUCAUAAUACCAUUGCUUUAUCUUUCAUGCAAGAAAUGCAGAAUAACCUUAGCAAUAAAGAAUUAGUUAAAAUUUUAUCAAAAGAGCUAUUCAGUCUAGAAAUUUCUGCAUCUGAUGAUGCUCCAUUAAGAAAUGAUCUAGGAAAAUGCUGCGACAAAUUAUUAGAGAGCGAACUAGAUUUUAAAUCUGCUAAAAAUAUAAGAAGUUUUAAAGAAGUUUUGAAUGGUAAUUUUGCAGGAGGUUUGAGAGUAACACAAGACGGGUCAGAAGAGGAUGAAGAUGAGUCUGACCACGAAACACAAGCAACAACAGAAACUACGCAAAGUGUAAAUAUAAAUAGUGCGCCAAAUUUUUCCGAAACUGAACCAAAUAGAGAUAAUCUGAAGGAAACAGGGCAAUCAAACCAAAGAACUGAAAACGAAAAAGGUGAUGGUAGUGAACAUGCACAAAAUGCUUUACCAGAAAAUUCAAUCCAAGGCAACGAGCUUGUAAACAAAGAAAAAUUAGAAAAAAUUCCGGGACAAAAUGAGGAUAACACAUGUAAAAUCAAUGACCGUAAUAUUAAUUCCCCAAAUGCAAAGACUCCAAACAGUACUGCAAUCGAGGCAACCAUUUCAAAAGAAAUCACCCAAAACUUAACACAAAAUGUAAGCGCAAUAAUACCUCCGCUUAUGUCAGAUAAUUCAACCCCUAGAAAAACAAUAUCCGACAAUACAAAUGAAUCAGCUCAAGCUUCCAUUGUAAAUCACAACAAAUCUGCCACAACAUUUGGCCGUGAUAAUAAUACAAAUAUGAGAUAUUUAAGAAAAUCCUUGAAUCUUCGACAAACUUCACAUAAUAACGAAGAUGGACCCACUAUGCCACCUAAAAUCCGGAUCGAAGCAAAAAUGCAAGCCAAUAUAAAAGGAAUUCAAGAAGUACCUCAACCAGCUCUUGAAUCAAGCACGACCACUAAUAAAGAAUAUUCAGAUACCUCUGACAAAAACAAACGCAGCACUCAAAUCAAUGAUGAAGAAAAUGAAGCUAUAAAUAAAACUGCAACAGACUUGAGUUUAGAUUUAACAUCGGAAGCGGUUGCCGCAUCUCCGGAAGCUGUCAUAAAUAAACAUGGAAAAAGGGAAUUAAGUAGACUGAAAAAAAAUUCCGUUUCAAAAACGAAAACUGUGCAAGCAGCAGUGGAAAAUCCAAAAGUAAGUGAAAAAUCUCCAGCAAGUUCCAUAACUUCAGAGCGCAAACAAACGCGUUCCAUUACUAAGAAUAAACAGGAUGUAACUAUCUUAUCAACAGCAGAAAGUGAGAAAAAAGCUUACCCGAAAACUCCGAAACCAGUUGCACCCAAAUCAAAUUCACAAAAUGUAAACUCCGCAAGCAAAGCGCUGAAUCAGUCUAAUCAAAAAGUUGAUGCAAAAUCUAAAACAUUUCCGUCUAAAAAUCAAACUCCAGUAAAAGUUAGUAAACAGACCAAAACUGGUAAUACUUCAAAUGAAAAUUCUCCCAGCAUAAGUACCAGAAGUGCAUCAAAAAGGGAUCAUUUGGCAAACGCAAUUGUAACUCGUAAACGAUUGUCAGAUAAUUUUUCAACGUUAAAACAAAGUAUUGAUAGAGGAAAAGCAAGUAGAAUUCCAGUAAGUAAAAAUACUGUUAAUAGUAAGGAGGACAAAAGUUCACAACAACAACAAAACAAGAGCAAUAAAACCGAUUCAAGCAAAGUAAAUAAAAAUCAACAAGUUCAAUCGAAUUUAAGAAAUGAAACUGAAGAUACAAUAAAAAAGAAUAAGAACUUAAAUACCAAGUCAAAUCUUCCUGUACGAUUAAAGAGCAGCAGAUUAACAAAAAAAUAACGAAGAAUAAAUUUUUGUCAUAUGAAAUGUAUUGCUUGUAAUCUUUGUCCGUAACAUAAAUAUAAAUAAAAAUUUUUGUACGUAAAAUUGAAUCGCACCUGUAAUUGUAAUUAUGUAAGUUCUGUUAUGAAAAAUUUUACUGUUUUUCAUGUAAAAAUAAUAUCAAGAAAUUUUAAAUUCAGCGUUAUGCAAUAUUUUAGAUAAACGACUUUAUUACUCCUAUGAAUUCUCAAUUCAAGAUUUAACAAAAAAAUUUAAUAAAAAAAAUGUUGAUAAAACUUUUAAUAAAAUAAGCAACUCUAGUAAAAAAUUU
Condylostylus longicornis is the source of this 4839-nucleotide messenger RNA. It is a transcript of the gene Cap-G, whose product is annotated as condensin complex subunit 3. The transcript has 15 exons. Gene Ontology annotation, cellular component: cytoplasm; condensed chromosome; condensin complex. NCBI's taxonomy places the organism in Eukaryota, Metazoa, Arthropoda, Insecta, Diptera, Dolichopodidae. The coding region runs from base 102 to 4526 and encodes 1474 amino acids. The record is from RefSeq and is a predicted model, not a curated record. Gene Ontology annotation, biological process: mitotic chromosome condensation.